CUUCAGUUCCUGGCUGCAACAAUUCACGCCUCGCAAAAAUAUACAUAUAUUUCUUAAAACACGCUGUCAGAACGCGUGCUUUUCUCUUAAAACGCCAUAAUGGAUUUCAGAAGUGAUACAUUCACGUUCUUAAUCCAGUUGAAACGAGUGACGACAUUUCAAAUGUGAAUACGUCAUCACUCGAAAAGUUUGUUUUCCUGAUAUUUUAACCUGUCUAUACACGCACCGAACACGCACUGUUGUGAGAAAGCGUUCCUGAACUCUUAAAUUUGCAGAUAAAGUGAAGUGCGCACAGACUUUGCCCUCGCGCGUCAGUUUAAGCGCGCGUUCCGUUACACGCAUCAGUUUAAAGGCGGGCUACAGACACUCAUGACGCUCUUUAGUUCCCGAGGUCUUUCCACGCGUUCACACUGACGACACACCCCGCACAGUGACAGCACCGAGCCCUGAAGAUAACGCAACCAAUAUCCGAGAAGACUAAAGGUUGAAGAUGGAGGCCAUUAACCACAGAGUUAACUCUUACAUCGAGUCUUGGAUGGGACCCCGGGACCCUCGGGUUAAAGGAUGGCUUCUGCUGGAAAACUACAUCCCCACGAUUACCUUCACCGCUCUGUACCUUCUGAUUGUGUGGAUGGGGCCGAAAUACAUGAAGAACCGAAAGCCGUACUCGUGCAGAGCCGUGCUGGUGCCGUAUAACCUCUGCCUGACGCUGCUGUCGCUCUACAUGUUCUACGAGCUGCUGAUGUCAGUGUAUCAAGGCGGAUACAACUUCUUCUGCCAGGACACACACAGUGCGGGAGAGGCCGACACCAGGAUGAUUCAUGUACUCUGGUGGUAUUACUUCUCCAAACUCAUUGAGUUUAUGGACACGUUCUUCUUCAUCCUGAGGAAGAACAACCACCAGAUCACGUUCCUGCACGUGUACCACCACGCCAGCAUGCUGAACAUCUGGUGGUUCGUCAUGAACUGGGUGCCGUGUGGACACUCGUAUUUCGGCGCCACGUUUAACAGCUUCAUCCAUGUGCUGAUGUACUCGUACUACGGGCUCUCCGCCGUGCCGGCCAUCAGACCGUACCUGUGGUGGAAGAAGUACAUCACUCAAGGCCAGCUGGUCCAGUUCGUCCUGACCAUGUUCCAGACGUCUUGCGCUGUGGUUUGGCCGUGUGGUUUCCCAAUGGGCUGGCUGUAUUUCCAAAUCUCUUACUGCAUGACUCUGAUCUUACUCUUCUCAAACUUCUACAUACAGACCUAUAAGAAACACGCGGGAUCUCGGAAGACCGAUCACCCGAACGGAUCGAUAAACGGCCACACUAAUGGCGUAACGUCCAGCGAGAAGGUUACACGCAGAAAGCCACGCACAGAUUGAUAUCAACGCAGUAGAAGAGCUACAUGUACAUGUGUGUCAUCUUACCGCGCUAAAGCCAUUUAAUCCUUAAGAGACUCCUUACAUGUUUGCACACUGCAACCUCAUGUUAUUCAUAUUGAAUCCAAAAAAAAAAAAAACAGGAAAAGAGUGAUAAAAUUAGGGUCCAAGUUAGUGCGUCUCAGGCGUCUAGAGUAUUUUUGUUUUCAUAUAUUUUUCUUGAAAUAUAAAGAUGGCUAACCUUAUUACUGUACUCAUUUGAGCUGGUGUUUUCACUAAACGUGUCUGUAGACAUAGUUGACCAAAUAUACUCCGGUAUGCCACACUUUUAGAGCUCAAUACACACACACACACUUCUAGCCUAUGCAAUGCGUCUUUACAGAUGAUCUGACGGUCGGUAGAUGAUAAUACGAAACCGUCAGGAGAAAUUAUAGAAGAUAAUCAGUUUUAUUGACCGUUAAUUGAUUGUUUAGUGAAUUACAGUAAGUUUACAAAAGAAAAUGGACUGUUUAUUUAAUGUUAACAGUGAUUUAACGUAGUUUGUUGUUAGCGCUGUACUGGACAGGCGAAUCUUAUUAAAACAUAUCCAUUUCAUUUCAACUUACACAUUUUUGGUGUAUUUCUCACCAUUCCCAUCCCAUUUUUUUAUUUCCAAAGUAUUACAGUAAAGGUUUUACUGUAACAUUUGUUUUCAUUACUGUAAUGCUGUAAGAGUUAGUUAAAUUUUUACAAUAAGGUUAUUAGAUAACAUUCAUUAAUCUUAGCUAAUGCUCACUGAAUCAUUAUUAAAAUCCAAAGUUGUAUAAUAUUAUUUACUGGACCUGAGCUAAAAUGAACAGUUGUAUGUUUGAUGGAUAAGUACUGUAUUUAAACGUAGUGCUCAUUGCUAGUUCAUGCAUUGGCUAAUGAGACCUUAUUGUAAAGUGCCACAGAUUAUUUCCCAAAUGUGGUAAAAUUUCAUAAAUCCAGUCAUAAAACUUUAAUAGAUUUAGGAGUGAAUGCAUUGAGAUUGAUUCAUGCAGUCCUGUGGAUGCAUCGAUAAAGAAAUAAAUUAGACCACUAAUAUAUACUUGUCUGUUGUCAAAAAUGUCGCUUUAGUGAAUCACUGCUUACACUGUAACGACAGCACAUGCAUAACCUCUGAAACGCGUUCCUGUGAGGCUGUGUGCAGUUCGUGAAGAAACUGGACAUGUGUCGACAGGUUAGCGCUCUCUGUGCCAGCAUUCCCCACAUUGUCAAGCAACGGUUUGUUUGAACACUUUUCUUAGUCUAGCCGGCUGUAACUUAAGUGUGUUAGAGUUAAACCGUUAGCAUAGAACUACAGGAAAUCAAUAUUUGUGUAACAUUGAUCUGUCAUUAAUAAAUCCUUGUCAGUUAUUGCUGUUAAUAAACAAGCCAUUCUCUCUGUUAGUGUCCAGUUUAGUUGGAUAAGUAAUAAUAUCUUGCAUUAACUGUGAUGCUUCCCUGAUAAACAAUGUAAUGCUUUUGACCCAUCCAACCAACAAGAUAACAUGUGCUAUUAAUACAGAAGAGAGAUUUAAUGAGGUGUAUCACAGAACUAUUAAUAACGGGAAGGGUUAACCGACACAAUACCAAUAAAGUGAUUUUUAUUUGGA
Molecule: messenger RNA, 2979 nt
Organism: Pimephales promelas (fathead minnow)
Lineage: Eukaryota; Metazoa; Chordata; Actinopteri; Cypriniformes; Leuciscidae
Gene: elovl5
Product: ELOVL fatty acid elongase 5
Biological process (GO): fatty acid elongation, polyunsaturated fatty acid; fatty acid elongation, saturated fatty acid; very long-chain fatty acid biosynthetic process
Cellular component (GO): endoplasmic reticulum membrane; endoplasmic reticulum
Molecular function (GO): fatty acid elongase activity
Source: RefSeq, a predicted model, not a curated record